AAUGUUAACCCUUCAAUGUGAAUGUCUGUCUCAGUUUCAUUGUGAUAAGAAGAAGAUAUACACAUCUGUCAGAAAAAAAUUUUUAUUGUUAGUUUAAUGAAUUUUCAUCCAAAUAUUUAAGAACAAAACAUAAAAUUACUAUUAAAAUGAUUUGUCGUCUAUGUUUAAAAGACAUUCCAAAAGAAUCCAGCAUUAAAUUGUAUGAAAAUUUAGACACAUCAAGUGAUUCCCUAGAAAUGGUCAAACUAAUCGAAAAGUAUUUGGAAAUUGAAAUUAAACAGAACGACAUUGUAUCGACUAUUAUAUGUCAAGAUUGUUAUGAUCACUUGGAAGAGUUUCAUCGAUUUUCGCAACAAGUGGCUGAGAAGCAGCUAACACUGCGUAAUGAGUUUAUGGAUGUAAAUCUUAAGAAAGAAUUUAAUUUUGAUGAUGAUGGUGAUGCUUGGGACAAUGAUGAUCAUGAGGAUAAAAUUGAAAUGGAUCCGAAAGAAACUACACAAAUGACCAUUAACUGUCCGAUAAGUAUGUUUAAGGAUGAAUCGGAUAAUGAUGAUGAUAAUGACGAAAAGGAAAUGCCUACAGAGGACUUAAUGGAUACUGUUAUAGGUAAUGUGGAGAAAGACAUUAUAGCACCUGAUAGUGUAGCGGUCAAUGAAGAAGAGGAUGAUGAUUACUUACCAGAUCAAAUUUCUUCGGAAGAUGAUGAUGUGCCCUUAAUAAAACUUAAAUCCACUAAGAAAACGAAGAACGCAAAAACAAAACGUAAAAAAGCUCCUGCAAAACCUCGCGAGAUUAAAGAGAAGAAACCAGCUAAAAAGAAAUUAUCCGCACAAGAAGAAGUGGCCAUGUCUAUGGAUCUAGUAUGUGAUAUUUGUCAGACACGCGUUGAAACCUGGAAGGCAUUAAGAGAACACUUUCUGCUGGCACAUACCAAGACACCCUAUAUUAAAUGCUGUGACAUUACCUAUCGUAAACCACGAGAACUUAUUGAACAUCUUGAGUGGCACAAAAAUCCGGAUAUGUUUAAAUGUCAAAUUUGUGAUAAAAAUAUGUCGAGUGCUCGUAAUCUAACUAUACAUAUAACUUCAGAACAUCCCGAUGAAGCUGAUUCAGUUGAAUUCUACGAGUGCGAACACUGUUCCAAACGUAUACGCAAUUAUAAUCUAUUUAAGAAGCAUUUACGUUCUCACAACAAAGAUAAAGAAGUUGAAUGUCAUAUUUGCAAUAAAAGAUGUGCAACUAUAUAUCGUUUUCGAAAUCAUAUUGCAUCCGUACACAAUGACAUCUACCGUCAUAUCUGUGAUAUUUGUGGCAAGAAAUUCAAAUCGAAAAUUUUUUUUCAAAAACACUACGACGAACAUCAGGGCAUUGUCGAUCCACCCGUACAAUGUACCAUCUGCCAAAAGUGGCUUAAAAACAUACGCGUACUUCGACUGCAUCGUUUUGAGCAUGAGAAACAUCCUGCAGCAUGCAAUAUAUGUGGAAAAGUAUUUGAAACCAAACAUAGAUUGCGUCGGCACAUAUCCUAUUGGCAUAAUUCUGAUGUAAAUUUGCAAUGCAGCUAUUGUGAUAAAGUUUUUCGACAAGAACGCAAUCUAAAAGAACAUAUGGCGAUACAUACGGGAGAACAGCUUUAUAAAUGUCCUCACUGUCAAAAGGAGUCACGUUCCAGAUCAAAUAUGUAUGUUCAUAUAAAGAGACAACAUCCUGCAGAAUGGUGGAAAUCGAAAAUGGAACGUUUAAAUAUAGAUUUAAACACAGUUAAUCCUUAAAGAGGCAACAGCCUUCAGAAAGUGCGAAAUCGAAAAUGAAACGUUUAAGCAUUGAUUUUAAAACAGAAAACCCUUAAUUUAAACAAAUUAAUCAAAUUUUUUACAUAAUUUUGUAAAUGUAUUUACGAUGUAUGUUUUAAUUAAAGGAAUAUUAAUUAUUACAGUUAUUAAGUUUUUUGUAAAUGUUAUUUUACUGAUUACCUACAUGUAUGAAUUUUUUGAAAAAAAAAAAAUCUGUUUUCUUUCUUAUUUAUGAAAAAUGGAAUUGGUUGGCCAACAACUGUUAAUGUUGCCUAAUAUAGAAUUCAUUUGCAGAAAGACCGGUAUAAAAUCUUUCAGAUAUUCUAUACUAAAGUUUGUGUUGUGAAUAUUUUCUAUAUUUUUAUUAAGUAUUUCUGCGAUUUUUUUAUUUUAAUUCCGAAGACCUAGAACUAAACUAGAACUGAACUACAAGUGAUGUAGAACUUAGCUAGAACUGAACUAGAAGUAAACUUUCGAAAAGUUUUGGAAUUUGUAAAAUUUAAGAUUGUCUCUUUAGGGUCAAUUAAACAAUGAAAUACCAUUUUAUUUUAUAACAUAAUGCGGUACAUAUCUAAAUAGACUAUUGAUUAUUCUAUACAAUUUU
Molecule: messenger RNA, 2397 nt
Organism: Lucilia sericata (common green bottle fly)
Lineage: Eukaryota; Metazoa; Arthropoda; Insecta; Diptera; Calliphoridae
Product: transcription factor grauzone-like
Exons: 5
Coding region: 147-1772 (541 amino acids)
Biological process (GO): regulation of transcription by RNA polymerase II
Cellular component (GO): nucleus
Molecular function (GO): RNA polymerase II transcription regulatory region sequence-specific DNA binding; DNA-binding transcription factor activity, RNA polymerase II-specific; zinc ion binding
Source: RefSeq, a predicted model, not a curated record